GUGAUGGGCGUCCUCCUCGGCAGGCUCUUAUAGUGUCUGCCCAGGCCAGGCUCACCGGUCUCCCUCGUCCCCUGCAGGUCAGGUCAGCGGCCAGCGCCAAGCUCCCCGCCAGCUGCAGCCAUGAGCCACUGGAGGAAGGACCACUUCGGGGCCAGUAGCUCAGAGCCCCUCAAGGUCAUCAUCAUUGGCAAUGGUCCCUCCGGCAUCUGUUUGUCCUACCUGCUCUCCGGCUACACCCCCUACGUGAAGCCCGGUGCUGUCCACCCACAUCCCCUCCUGCAGAGGAAGCUCUUGGAGGCACCGGGGGUCUCCAUCCUGGACCAGGACCUGGAUUACCUGUCUGAAGGCCUUGAAGGCCGGUGCGAAAGCCCUGUGGCCCUGCUCUUCGAUGCCCUCCUGCGCCCAGACACAGACUUCGGAGGAAACAUAGAGUCGGUCCUGACCUGGAAGCUCCAGAAGGAGCGAGCCAUCCCCCACGUGGUCCUGGGCCGGAACCUGCCUGGGGGAGCCUGGCAUUCCAUUGAAGGCUCCAUGGUGACCCUGAGCCAAGGCCAGUGGAUGGGGCUCCCGGACCUGCAGGUCAAGGACUGGAUGCGCAAGAAGAGAAGAGGUCUUCGUAACAGCCGCGCCACGGCCGGGGACAUCGCUCACUACUACAGGGACUACGUGAACAAGAAGGGCCUGGGCCACAACUUUGUGUCUGGCGCCGUGGUCACGGCUGUGAAGUGGGGGACACCCGAGCCCAGUGGUUCUGGUGCCCAAGACCCCAGUCCCCUCUUCCAGGUGAGCGGCUUCCUCACCGCCGAGGACCAGAGCCAGCAGCCCUUCUCCCUGUGUGCCCGCAACGUCGUCCUGGCCACGGGCACGUCAGACAGCCCGGCCCGGCUGGGCACCCCCGGGGAGGCCCUGCCCUUCGUGCACCAUGAGCUGUCAGCCCUGGAGGUGGCCACAAGGGCAGGCACAGUGACUCCAGCCUCGGACCCCGUCCUCAUCAUCGGCGCAGGGCUGUCGGCAGCGGACGCGGUCCUCUACGCCCGCCACUACAACAUCCCCGUGAUCCACGCCUUCCGCCGGCCUGUGGACGACCCCCGCCUGGUCUUCAAUCAGCUGCCCAAGAUGCUGUACCCGGAGUACCACAAGGUGCACCAGAUGAUGCGGGAGCAGUCCAUCCUGUCACCCAGCCCCUACGAGGGCUACCGCAGCCUCCCGGAGCACCAGCUGCUGCUCUUCAAGGAGGACCGCCAGGCUGUGUUCCAGGACCCCAAGGGGCUCCAGAAGGUCUUCGGCAUCUCCCUGGUGCUGGUUCUCAUUGGCUCCCACCCCAACCUCUCCUUCCUCCCUGGGGCAGGCGCCGACCUGGCUGUGGACCCUGACCAGCCACUGAGCGCCAAGAGGAACCCCAUUGACGUGGACACCUUCACCUACCAGAGCACACAGCAGGAGGGCCUGUACGCCGUGGGGCCGCUGGCGGGGGACAACUUUGUGCGAUUUGUGCAGGGUGGGGCCCUGGCCGUGGCUAGCUCCCUACUGAAAAAGGAGGCCAGGAAGCCGCCCUAGCACCUGGCCUGGCAUCCUCACACCCAGGCCCUAAAGAGGAGGGGAGAUCACCACAGCCCUGCUGGAUCCAAGACACCCUAGUGAGGGAAGGGGGCCUCUCCCGGCAGGAGACAGGAGUGGCCAUGAGCUCCUGCAACAGGCUUCUCAGAUGAAGAGGAGUGGGGAACCCAGGCUGCCAGCACUCAGACCAGUGCUCAGGGUGGGAACAGUGGCCCAGACCUGUGAUUUGGGGUGAAAGGUGCCAGUGUGAGCAAGGGCCAUCAGGGCCAGCCGAGUGCUGAGCCGGGAGUCAUCUAGGCCCGCCCCUUGCAGAACCAGGUUCCAAAUAAA
Messenger RNA from Molossus molossus (Pallas's mastiff bat), 1887 nucleotides. RefSeq names its product oxidative stress induced growth inhibitor 1 (gene OSGIN1). Lineage: Eukaryota; Metazoa; Chordata; Mammalia; Chiroptera; Molossidae. Gene Ontology annotation, molecular function: oxidoreductase activity. The transcript is spliced from 6 exons. Bases 121 to 1557 code for a protein of 478 amino acids. The record is from RefSeq and is a predicted model, not a curated record.